AUGACAAUGAGCAGUAAAGAUCAAAUUGUACCUGUAUAUCAUGAUGCUGAAGUCGAUGACAUAGAGAACUUUCUCUUUGAUUUUGAAGAAUAUGAUAAGGCCAAGAAGUAUAAUGAGGACAUCCUAUGUUCAAUAGUAAAGGCUGAAAAUAAAACUGAAACCAACUCAGGAGUAAUUAGAAAUGUGACUAGUAUAUUUAUGAUGAAGGAUUAUAGUAGAAACAAAGCUCUUAAUAAACAUAAAGCAUCAAACAUACCUGAAGAAACUCCACUAUUAAGUAAGUCAAAUGUAGAACUUAACACCAUCGUAAAUGGACUUGCAGCACUGAGCAUUAACCGUGUGGAACAAAAGGAGAAAGAGCCACAUCAUAAAGAAUUGCCAAAUCAAAAUAAAAGCACAAGUCAAAUUAAUAAGGGCAUAACAUUCAAUAAUGCUGAUAUAUGCUUAGUUGAAUUCACUGAAAAAGGCUCUAUGAAUAGUAGUAAAUAUCUAAAGGUUGAAUUGUUGGAUGUGAAUGAAUAUUGUAAUGUAAGGGUGUUUGGCAAAAGAAAGAGAAACGAUGAUGCUCUGAAACAAUUGAAUCAUCUGAAAAAAGAGAAAAAGUUGAUAUGCGUAAGCAGGAAAAUCAAGAAAUAA
Molecule: messenger RNA, 636 nt
Organism: Cetraspora pellucida
Lineage: Eukaryota; Fungi; Glomeromycota; Glomeromycetes; Diversisporales; Gigasporaceae
Source: the annotation of a GenBank genome assembly